This is a messenger RNA of Zootoca vivipara (common lizard), 12166 nucleotides long. NCBI's taxonomy places the organism in Eukaryota, Metazoa, Chordata, Lepidosauria, Squamata, Lacertidae. The record is from RefSeq and is a predicted model, not a curated record.
CCUUUGUUUUAAUUCAAGGUUUGUUUGGUCUGCCAUGCUUUCCCCUGGAUUCUGUGGUUAUAAAAGAAUAAAUGAAACUGGAGUCAUACCAAGGGGGAACCUAGCAGGCUGGUGUUGAGUAACUGCAUCUUCCUGAAAAAGCUACCACCUUGAUCUGGGUGCCAGUUCAUGCUUAAAUGUAAGCAGUUGUGCCUCCCCAGACAUAGGUGUGUCUGUGAUCUUCUUGGGAAACACUGGGAUCUUCCCUCUUAAGGUGGUAGACCAGUCAAUUGACUGGUGAAAUGCUGACAAAUGACUUUGUUAUUUGGCUGUUGUCCACUAUGUACAUGACAGCUUAACUUUUUAUUUAUUAUGAAUAGCACUAGAAAGAAUGAUAUUUGCACAUUUUUGUUGUGGUGGAGAUGGGGUGUGUAUGCUCGUUUUGAUCACUUUUGGCAAACUGAUGCCUGAUGCAAUGUUUCUUUUAGAGAUUUGUAGUCUCUCUAAGCUACACCCCUCUGCAUUUGGCAUAUAGCUGCUCAACUUUCUCCAAUUAGGUGUGGUUCUCGUGUUUUGGAGUGCUAAGCCAAAGAAACUCUUGGCAUCUGAACUCCUUCAUUUGUGGAGAAGUAGUGCAGAAAAGGAAUGAAGAGGUAUAAUGGCGCAUGGCAUUUCAAACAAUUUGCAGACUUGUAAACACUUUGCCUCUGUUCUGCUGGAUUACUUGGCUAAUAAGACAUAUUGUCUUUUGAAAACUCGGAACGUUUUGCUGUGUCAAAAGACACCUAAAAAAAUGAUGUGAACAGAAUUAUGUUUUACUCUGGUUACUGUGUCAACUUCAAACUUAUGUAUGUUGUUUACAAUUAAAAGAUUGAAAGCAUAAGAUAAAAGUAUACAUCACGGAAGUUGAAUCACAACAGAAUAAAACUAGCAACAGUGUAAUGUGAAUUAUCUCUGACCAUUGAUAUACUAACACUGAAACUUGUUUAUGACUUAGUUCUCUCUUGGAAGUUCAAAUACCAUCCAUACCCUCCCUCGUGUUAAUGGAGGAUGGGGUGGGGAGAGGAUUAUGAAAUACAUUGUAAGCAAGACCUCUGUAAGAUUUGCCUCUACUAGUUAUUUGUGUGUGUCACAGCUGUUUUCUACAGACAGUUGGCAGCUGCACACUCAGACAGAUAGGCCAUGCCAAGUCCCAUUGUGAGUGUGACCAUUUUCAGCCAUAUGUUGAUGAAGGCUUGAUUACGUUGAUGGUAAUGGGGAGAUUUAAUGAAGGAUUUUCCUUUUUUCUCCUUUGCCAAGAAACAUGCCUCCCCCUGCAAAAAAACCCUUUCAGUUAUACGGCUAGUGGUAGGUUUUGACUUGGUAGUACAAAAUAUAAAAUCAUUUAAAUAUUUAAGAGGGAAAUCAAACGUGUAAUUCUUUGUGGAGGGCUAAGGAUAAAAUCAAAUGAAAAGCGCUACUAGGAAUUGCAGGUUGACAAAAUGAAAUGGCAAAUAGUCUACUGGCUCUUUAUUUGCAAAGGAUUCUGUUGGUGCAGAAGUAAUUGAAAUCCCAUAAAAGUUAGAAAUGUGUAUUUGUUUGCAGGGUUUGAUAAUUCAGUGUGGUGGUGGUGUAAGGAAGGCAGGUGGCAGCAAUAGCUUCUUAAUUCUGAUAUGAGCCUUAUUAAUUUUCAAGUGAGCAAUAGAAGCAGCUGGCAAGAUGAGAAAAGCCAUCCCAGUUGUAGUGUGGUUAGUGGUUGUCAUUGCCUGAGCAAUGGACUCAGCUGGGUGCAGCCCUGAUGGCCAACUAAUGAGAGUCUCCGUGUAGGACAAACAUUCCUCCUGCCUUUGAGAUGGUAUGGGGAUAGGCAUAUCAGCGUAUUUAUCCAUAUUUUGUUUACACUUAACAUUUAAUAUGCAGCAGAUAUGUAGAGCUUCUCAUCAUGUGUGUCUCAUAAUUGGAAAUGCAUGCUCCAUCUUCUCUUAACGUAAGAAUUGUCUUGGUGGAAGAGAGCAAAGCUCCUCCUCACUUAGCGUUCUGCUUUCAACACGGCCAGCCAGAUUUCUCUGGGAGCUCACAACCAGGGACUGGCUACUUCUCCAUCAACAUUGGGAGGGAGGUUAUUGGUUUGGUUGGUUUAUUCUGUAUUUUUAUGCUGUGAACCACCCUAAGAUAUUCAGAUGACUGGCAUAAAAAAUGAAAUAAUUUUUUUUUCUAGUUCUGUUAAAAGCAAUGUAAGCUUGUGGCCAUGAUUAAUAAUUAUCCACGUGUUUGUACACUUACAUCUAAGUGUUCAUAUACAAAAUUUUGUUUCUGAGAACAUCUGAACCAGCCAACCGAAUUAAUCUUUACAUUCCUUAGUUUUAUAGUUUUGUUGAAAGUUAGGCUUGUUUAUUACGGAAGGGCUGUCCCUAUUUGUGUCUGCCCUUCCUUGUUGUAUCUUUUUUUUGUUAACUUUUCAUAGAAGAAAUGUGCUGCCAGAUGAAGGGUGAGGAUGAAUAUAUACCACCUGGGAAUUGACCUGCUCUUGUGAUCUCUCAGUUGUGCUGCUCUCCCCUAGGCAACAUAACAACAUUUUCAAUAACUGUAUCUAAUUAAACCUUGCUUCUCAGAAAGUUACUUGGUUAUCUUAAUGGAUAGCCUUAAAUAAAGGGUGAUGUAGUUUGAUAAAUAAAUCUAGCAGUUGAUUUUUCCAUGGCAUCAGAAAUUUUAUGGUCAAUAAAUCUCUUUUUCUUUUUCUUAGAGAACAGACAAUGUUAACUCUGUGCUAUACUGUCAGUACAUGAAAGAUUUGUUCUAAUCUAUUAAGGCUCCCUGCAUUCAACCGCCUGGAUCAUCUUAGCUGCUCUGCUACUUUUUCUCUGUGCCUUUGCAUAUGAAGGGCAGCUUCAAAUGUUACUAGAAAGCUCAAAGCUCUUCCUCAUGGUGCCUCAGACAUCUAAAAGGUGUUUAAAUCACAUAUUUACCCUAGGAUGUACAGUGUCCUGUUUCACCAUCAUCAGCUGGCAGUGUAGGGCACUUUAAACUCAUCCCAUCCCUUGGCUUCCAGAUGUUAAUGUUUGUACAUGAGCAUCAAUAAAGGGAAGGGUGUGCUCUAAUGAGGGGGUAGGCAAUGCCUGAACUGGCUUUGCUGCAAACUGUUUAUCCCCCUGUCCAAGAGAUGAGCACUUUCUGAAUCCUCUAAGAUCGCUCAUUUUCUUGACAGUAGUCUAGAGGCCAGAAGUAUGUUGUGCCAAAUAAACAGACUGUCCGUAAAGGUGGACUAUAAAUGCAGAAAUGUGAAAAAUGGCAUCAAGCGAAGGGUUAGAUGAAAUUGGUUUGGGUGGUGGAAUUACCAGUUGGCCAUCUUACCCCUAUCCAUAGAACUCUAAGUGUGCUUUCCCUUCAGUUGCUUGUCACUGGAUUGCCUUGGCAUAAAUACCAUUCCUACCUAAGGGGGAACUGUUGUUCAAAUGGUCUCAAACAACAAUAGACAGGAAGCUGCUAUGUACAAUUUAAACCACUACCAGCAGCUUCCUUUUACAGUUCUGCUAGGCUGCCUGUUCUAAAUGUCAUUUUUAUGCUUAUUUUCAUUAUACGAAAUUGUUUUUAUUUUGUUUCAGCCAUGGAAGAAUUAAUAGUUGAACUACAGCUGUUUCUUCAGCUUCUGGACCAUGAAUACUUAACAACCACAGUCAGGGAGAAAAAGGCAGCUUUGAGUAACAUUCUUCUGAGGAUACAAUCAUCAAAAGAUUUUGAAAUAAAAGAAAAUGCACAGAAACAAGAGGUUACCAGCAACUUGCCUGCUCCUCCUCAGAUGCCUCUACCAGAGAUUCCUCAACAAUGGCUGCCACCAGAUAAUGGUCCACCACCAUUACCUUCCUCAUCCCUUCCUGAAGGUUACUAUGAGGAAGCAGUACCACUCAGUCCAGGAAAGGCUCCAGAAUACAUCACAUCCAAUUACGAUUCUGAUGCCAUGAGCAGCUCUUAUGAGUCUUAUGAUGAAGAGGAUGAGGAUGGGAAAGGGAAGAAAAUGAGACACCAGUGGCCUUCUGAAGAAGCAUCGAUGGACCUUGUUAAGGAUGCUAAAAUCUGUGCCUUCCUUUUAAGAAAGAAGCGAUUUGGGCAGUGGACUAAACUGCUUUGUGUGAUCAAAGAAAACAAACUACUGUGCUAUAAGAGUUCCAAGGACCAACAGCCUCAGAUGGAACUUUUGUUGAGUGGCUGCAGUAUUACAUACAUUCCCAAAGACAGUAAAAAGAAGAAACAUGAGCUGAAAAUCACACACCAGGGGCAAGAUGCUUUAGUGCUUGCUGUACAGAGCCAGGAGCAGGCAGAUCAAUGGCUGAAGGUAAUUAAGGACGUUUGCAGCAACUAUAUUGGAGCUACAGAUUCAGAUGGACCUUCAUCUAAUUCUCCUGUUCACAAGGCUGAACUGGAAAAGAAACUAUCUUCAGAAAGACCAAGUUCUGAUGGUGAGGGGAUUGUAGAAAAUGGAAUAGCUGUCAUCUGUAAUGGAAAAGAGCAAGUAAAGAGGAAAAAGAGCUCUAAGACAGAUUCCAAGGGCACUGUGUCUAAAGUAACAGGGAAGAAGAUAACAAAGAUAAUUGGCUUAGGAAAGAAGAAGCCCUCCACAGAUGAACAAACCUCGUCAGCUGAAGAAGAUAUCCCAACUUGUGGAUAUCUUAAUGUGCUCUCAAAUAACCGGUGGCGUGAGCGCUGGUGCAGAGUGAAAGAUAAUAAGCUCAUUUUCCACAAAGACAGAACAGAUCUAAAGACCCAUAUUGUCUCUAUUCCUCUCCGUGGCUGUGAAGUUAUUCCAGGACUGGACUCCAAACACCCCAUGACAUUCCGCCUGCUUCGAAAUGCACAGGAGGUUGCCGUAUUAGAGGCUUCAUCUUCAGAAGACAUGGGCAGGUGGAUUGGUAUUUUGCUGGCUGAAAGUGGCUCACCUGCAGAUCCUGGCACUCUGCACUAUGACUACAUAGAUGUGGAUGUGACGGCAAGUGUCAUUCAAGCCGCAAAACAGACCUUCUGUUUUAUGAACAGACGGGUUCUGUCUACUAAUCCUUAUCGAGGAAAUGCUGCCAAUGGCUAUGCGUGUCCCAGCGGAAUGGCACUUCAUUAUGACGAUGUUCCUUGCAUAAAUGGAUCAGUAAGAAUUGAUUUUUGUUGGGAACCGGAAGAUGACUUUCCUGCUUCUCGUGGCAGAAACAUGAGAGAAGAUGGGCUUUAUGAUAAUAUGGGCCUGUACGAUAACUUGCCGUCUCCGAAAAUCUUUGCACGCUACCCACCAGCAGACCGAAAAACCAAUAGGUUAUCUACUGACAAACUGUCCUCUAACCACUAUAAAUAUCCUGUCUCAUCCAAUCUGUCUUCUGCUCAAUCUGUCACUAAUACCUCUGCUGUGGGGAGGGGAUCUGUGUCACAGUUUAAAGGAAAGAAGGCUUCUACAGCUACAAAUGGAAUAAUGGGGAAAGGAAGAACAUUAAACAACCCACAAAAGAAAUCAGAAUCUGCUUCAAAUGUGAAACGCAGCAAUUCUAGUGCUGAACAGUACAAAUAUGGAAAGAACCGUGUUGAAGCAGAUGCAAAGAGGUUACAGACCAAAGAGGAGGAGCUGUUGAGGAGAAGAGAGACACUGAGGAAUCGCCUGGCUCAGCUUCGAAAGGAAAGGAAAGACCUCAGAGCAGCCCUGGAAGCGAAUGCCGGUAGGAAAACCCUAAUUAUCCUUGAAGAUAAACUAAAGAAGUUGGAAGAGGAGUGUAAGUUGAAAGAGUCUGAACGUGUUACUCUGGAACUAGAGCUGACAGAGGUGAAAGAGAACCUGAAGAAAGCCUUGGCUGGUGGCAUCACAUUGGGACUGGCAAUUGAGCCUAAAUCAGGAACCUCAACUGCACAGUCUCCAGUUCUAAAGCAUCGGACCCUGGAGAAUUCACCAAUCUCCAGCUGUGAUACAAGUGAUACGGAAUGUUCUGUGCCUGUGAACAGUGCUGUAGUCCUGAAAAGGCAUUCUUCCGCAAGCACUUCUCCAUGCAGAGGCCAUGUGCUUCAGAAGGCAAAGGAAUGGGAGAUGAAAAACGGAACAUAAAGAAGUAAAAUCUUCACUAGCUUGGUAUGGCUCAAGAUGGACUGAAGAUUUACCUGCACCAUGAUAUAAAGGGUUUGUCAAUCCUGUUCAGUUAGUGGUCAUUUAAUGGCCCAAGAAGAGGGCCAUCUUGAAUGUGUCAUUUUUGUUAUUGUGACACUUCUUCCGGAAAUAACAUAAUAUAAAAGGAACAUUUUAAAUGGUUACGUAGAUGGAUUAGGUUAAACUAGCAAUUGUGUUGGAUGGAAUUUGAGAUUGGCAUGUUUCAGUACUCAUUUGAAAUAGUUUUAGAUAGCUUUAAUCAUUUGGUACAAAAUCAGAUGUCGGCUCUCUGUAGAAGUUGCUGGAUAAAUGUGGGGAUUCUCAACUCUGUGGCAUUCAUUCAGUUCUUACAAGGUUUUUAAAGUAGGAGACUGAAAAAUUGUAGCUGCUACGGAAGUCGUGCACCUGCUGUUUUCCAUGGUGAUUAGAGACCAAAAAGGAUAACACAACUGAAAUAUUACCUUGGUACUAGUGUAGAAAGGCUCCUUCCAGCUGUACUAGAAAGAGCUUCCAUAGUUUUUAAAUGUUAUUUUUGAAGAUGUUUUUAUUUUCUUCAAAUGUUUUUAGAUGGAUUCCCCACUCCCACAAAAAGCCAAUAGAAAUGGAUGCCACUUCACACAAAGUAAUCGGGAUCAAUAACUCUCUACUUCAAAUUCCCCUCCAGAGUUAAAGUUGUUUUGAGGAGGAUAUAUAGGAAGAAAAAAAAAGGAACAACUAAAGAACAACUAAUGUAUCGUUGCGUUCAGAAACAUUCCAAGAAAAAAAAUCUGAUUUUUAAAAAACGUAGCAUCCCCCCCCUUUUGAAAUAAUGCCACUUUUCUCUCAUUGCUAAAAGGUAAAAUUAUUUCAACCUCCAAUGAAUGUUUACAAUAGACCAUUUUUUAAUUGUUAUCCUUAAGCACCUCUUACCUUCAGUGAUCUCUGCUUAGAAGGUGGUAUGUGUCCCUGUAUUUUUUAAAGAAAACAAUGUAAUGUUUAUUUUUCUAAGUUUAUAUGAAGUUUCUUUUCCCUGCUGUAGCAUCUUGGCUAAAAGCAUGAGUUGUGAGCCAAGAGGUUUGCAGCUGAAAACCCACUUCAGGUGUGAACUUGCUCAGUGGCCAUAGGCAAGCUGCAGUGUCUUUGCCUCACCACCCAAUCUGCAAUAUGGGGAUAAUAAUAAUAAUAAUAAUAAUAAUAAUAAUAAUAAUAAUAAUAAUAUGAUAACGAUACUGGCCUAUCUUGCAGGGUUGUUGCAAAUAAUGUAUGUGAAAUGCUUCAAACACUUGAAAAGUGGAAUAUAAAUGAUCAUUUAUUAUUCUGCAAUGUCUCAUAAGAGUAACAAAAAUUCCCUCUGGUACUCCUUAGUAUAUCUGUUGCCUCAGUCCAGAGUUUUGUGUGAUCUUAUGAAAACACACAGCUGCUGUGCAUAGGGGUUGCUGCAAUGUCUUCCCCUCUUCAGGCAUAUUGUGUAAGUCAGCUGGGUAGCAGCAUCCACCCUUGGGCGCUCGACUGGCAGGUGCUUCUCGCUCCUUUUCUGUUUCUUUCCUGAGAACAGACAGAAGAGACCAUGAUAGGGAGGUUCUCGGUGUGAUCCUAACCACGUCGACUCAGAAGUAAGCCCUAUUCAAUUCAGGUAGGCUUACUCCCCAGUAAGUAGGGUUAGGGUUCCAGCCUUAGUUAGAAGAGAUGUGUCUGCUCCCUGAAUUCUUUUUUGCAUCUUUCUGUAAGCAGGCAGUCCUUACAGGGAGAGCAUCUCUUUAUCCCUUCUAUGGAGCUGAGUUCAGGUCAAGCUACAAGAUCACCAGGACACACUCUCUCUACCGCCCUGCUGCAACACUGACUGAGCAGGCUGCUCUUCUGACCUACCUGCCACUUUGGGGGUGCUCAACUAAGAGCCAGAGCAGGAACAGUCCCUCCCCAAAUGACAGGUUUACCAUCCUGCCCUCCACCUGCAACUCAAGGGGUCCAAGGCACCCCAUCACCAUGCCAAGUAGGAGAGAAAGCUCAAUUCAGAACGCAAGCAACAGAGUUUUAAUUUUAUGUAUGUAUGCAUUUUAUUUUAAUAAGAUAAGUAGGGAAGGGGGGAACUGCUCAGGAGAGGUGGCAUCAAUCCUCUUUUGAGUCUUCUAUCUCAGCAAUAUCCUUUCACCUAAGAUCAGGCAGGCCCACCAGAGACUUUCCAGAAAGGGAGAUCAGAACCAAAGUGAAAGUUUCAGCCACCAUACAGAAACUGAGGAUAGGGAAAGUCAGGUCGAAGGCAAAUGGCACCUUCUGGAUGAGUGCUGUGUUACAGAUAAAUGUAACACAACAUUUUUAUGUUUGGUUUUAUGCUGUUUUAUUUACUGUGCUUUACAAAGCUAAUUAUGGCACCCCGUGGGCCAUAGGAUGCCCGAGAUCCCUCCUGGUUGGUGGAAAGAGAGAGAGCUUUGAUCCUAAAGGGUGAUCUGAUGUUGGAGUUCCCCUCUGUGCUGUCAUAACAAUUUCCAUGGCAAAAGGAUCCACAGCCUCCCAGCUCCUCUGACGUCCCCAAACGAGGGAGAAAAUUAUGUCAGCCCAUCAGUUCAUUCCAUUUAAUUUCCAAUGGGAGGGAAAUUGUGUUUAAAAAAGCAAGGCCAGAGGUGGGGGACGGGACACCCUUUCUUUCACCCUCCCUGUUGGCAGGAUCCCUCCAGAACAUGGAAGAAGGUGGAUAAACUGGCUGUUUUCCCCACCCAAGCCUUAAGACUGCAGCUUGAAAUGUGGUAUAUACUGCAUAGUAGAAGCAGGAAUUAAAGCAAACUCAUACAGUCCAGAAGAAUGUGUAAACUUUUAAUCAAGACUAGCUCGUAUUAUAUGCUGAAAUGCUCAGAUCUUCCUCUGGUGCUAAAAUGACAUCAUAGUUGGAGACGACAAUCCACAAAUGGGGUGCUAUAAAUUCAAAUGUCAUCUCCCCCCCCUCCCCGCUGGCCACCACCUACCCAACUUUAAUCGGCAGGGGCUUAUGGAGGAGGGCCUCAAGUUUGGACAGGCUGGUGUGUUGAAAGGUGGCCCUUUUACACAGUUCUGCCCUCCAUCUGCAUGCUUUCCAUCAAAGGAAGGAUUUAAAUUCCCAUGAAAACUCCCAACAUGUUACUCAGGCUCCUGUGUUCCUAACCUAAUCAUCCACACACUGACCAGGUUUGGAUUCCUGCUCUGUGAAGCUUUGCAGCACUGUCUUUGUUCAGAAUGAUUAGAGCCAGAUCUGAGUACAGGACCAUUUGUUUUGCUACAUAUAUAUUGAAUAUGCUGCUGGUGUCAAUAGGCACCACUGUGCGUAUUUUGUUUCCUGCAUAUGUGACUGGAAAGGCAAUCUGUUGUCACAGUCCCUUGGUGCCCUACUGACCAGCUGGCUUGGAUUGUCUGCCUGUGGAGGGGGAAGCAAACAAAAUAUCCCCAGAAAGCCCAUGCUUUGCUUUCAUGCUUUGCACAUGCAAAGGAAUUUGUAUAAGAACAGCCUCCGCUAGUGUCAUGAAUGGAUGGGGUUGAGUAAACCCUCUAUAUGCCUCACUUGUUGCAAAUGGGUCACGUAAUAAGCUUCUUGUUAAGUUCUGAAGCAUGUAGGGAGGAUAAAAUGCUCCCUGAAGGGGGUUAAUUUAACCUGAGGACCUGCAGUUUUAUGCAGUGGCAACCACUGCCCACCUCUCCCAAUCCAUGUUCCUUUUCCCUUUAGUUGUCUGGCCUCUAUGGCAGUUUGGCUUUACAGACUGUGGUGUGCAGAAAGGUCAUCUAUAUCCCACAAAAUGUCCCAUGCAAGGAAGUGUAUUCAAAAGUUAUUUUAUUUAGGCAAAUUAUUUUAAACUAAUUUAUUUGUAUAUUUCAUUAAAUGUUUAAUUUAUAGAUGUACAUAUUUAUGAUAUAUGCUAGACCUUAGAUCAGCACGUUUAAUAAGGAAGCAACUUCUGUCGCUGUCCCUUUUAAACAGAUCACAGAGCACAAUAACUAGAAUAAAUUACCAGAUAUGUGCAAUUUUAUUUUUCCCUUUUGAAUCUUGCUUUGAGCAGAGUGUGUAUUCUAAAUUUCAGUUGCUGCAUCUUCGUAUCCCCACCCCCACCCCCGGUUGGUAAAUUUCACCAACCUCAGGCCCAAGACGGACGUGCAUAGCUUGACGAGGGAGCAUGCUCUUCAAGGACAGGUACAUAAGUGAAUGAAUGAAAUGAAGGAACAUCAGUUACCUCCUGUUCCCAGUGAAAGUAGGCUCAACGGAGUUCUGAUUGGCUAACCCUUUUGACAAGCACAAAGUUACCUCCUCAUCUGAAAUAGCAGAAUACUAAUUGACUGGUUAGUGUGGCCGUCAAAAAGCAGGUGUCCCUUUAAGAAGGCAUAAAAAUGCAUAUCUAAAAAUUCUUAAGAUGUGCAGAGGACUUUUUAAGAAAACACAAAAGCCUUCCCAAAUAGCAGGGUGUGAAUGGGAGGACAGGAACAGCGAGGAAGAAGCUUCCCUGUCUUGGGCCUGAGAGGGAAAUGAGUCCCUGUGUAGUUACACCAUUAGAGGAAAACCUUUCAACAGAUUGAGGGUUUGUGUAUAUUGCCCUUAAUGCAGAAGGUGGGGGGUUUGUUUGGUAUGCUGACUGCAGGAACCAUUUUUGUAACCGUAGGCCUAUUAUUGAACUUCUUCUCCACGAGAGUUAGUACUUUUCAAAAAACAAGGCAUUGUAAAAGGAUUGGGAUGCCUCCUUCUGAUGUUCCAGCUGUUAUUUGGUUUUUGUCUUGGAAGUGCCAGGUAUAUACAAAUAAUGUACAGUAUGGAUUUAUACAGAUAAAACAAAAAAGCAGAAACAAACCAAAACAGAAAGAACCUCUAAAUAGACCAUAUCAAAUGCUGUGAAAUAUACUCCACCCCUUUCUCAGUGUGUAUGAUUGUGUGUGCGCAAGCGCAGCUCUGAAUGGCCAGGAAGGCCUCUUGAUGUGCUUCCAGGUGAGCUUGGGUAGGAGGCUUCCUUGUGCAACCUUCUAGAUAAACCAGUUACGAGCAUUGUGUCAUGCUCUGCUGUGACUUAGAAAAACAGAAUCCAGGAUAAGUUUGCAGAUUGGAGAGAGAUCUACGCCUCACCUGCUUCCCCCCCCCCAUUCCCAUCAUGCAUUUCACACAGGCCUUUAGCAAAGGUUUUUUUUACUAAUGAUCAAGAAUUGCUUUAAGAAAGUGGUUUUGUACACUGCAUUUCUAUGUUGGUGAGGACAUUUUACUGAUCUAGUAUUCCAAAAUAAAGUAUGAAUCAGGAACUGUUUUUUAUUUUUGUUAUGGAAGUUGUAAUUUAUGUCAUUGGAUGGGGAUGUGGGUCUACUUUUUAAAUACAGUAUCAGGUUAUAAUUUGGGGAGCAAGAGUUUGCAAAAAAUAUUUUUUUUAAUGUAUUAAUAAUUCUGUAUCAGUCUUCCAUUACAGUGGUGCCUCGGAAGAUGAAAUUAAUUCAUUCUGCGAGUUGCUUUGUCUUGUGAUAAUUUCGUCUUGCGAAGCGCGGUUUGCUGCGGCAAAAAAAAAAAAAACCCGCCAAAAAAAAUCGUCUUGCGAAGCAUGGCCAUGGAAAACUUCGUCUUGUGAGUCACCAAAAACAUCGCAAAACACUUUCGUCUUGCGAGCUUUUCGUUGCGUGAGGCAUUCGUCUUGCGAGGUACUACUGUCUUACCAAACCUACCAAUGGAUCUGAGUUGUUUGACUUAAAAGAAUACUCUUGUAUUAAGAAUGUAAUUAUUUUUAUGAUUGUAUUUUCAAAGACAAAAUCAUAUUUAAAGUUUUCCAUGAAGAAGUAACACUAAAGCAAGGGGAUUUUUUUUGUGAGCUGUUAUUAUGUUUUCAUAUCUCCUAUGUUUUAUUUCAUUGUAUUUUACAUUUCAUUCUCCUUAAUUUCUCAGUGUUGGUAUGGCUGCUGUUAGUUAUGAAAUGCUGGGUCAGAAGAACCUUGGCUAGCAAGAGCAAUCACUAUCUUCUGAGAAAGACAAUAGAAAUUUGUAGAAGCCCAAAUUGAAAGGAGAAAGGGGCCACAAGAAAUGCAGGCCUGCCUUGUUUUAGUUUUUUACCUUUCUGUCCCAGAAAAUAAUAUGACAGGCACCUAACUGGUGUAACACAUUAAUUGACAUUAUUAAUAAAGAUACCCUGUGAAAACUCA